AUGAGUAUAACAAGUGAAGAAUUAAACUACCUAAUCUGGAGGUACUGUCAGGAAAUGGGUCAUGAAGUGAGUGCAUUGGCAUUACAGGAUGAAACAAGAGUAUUAGAAUUUGAUGAGAAGUAUAAAGAACACAUUCCCUUGGGCACACUGGUAAAUCUAGUACAGAGAGGGAUACUGUAUACAGAGAGCGAUUUAUUGGUUGACAGUAAAGGUGAUGUCAGCUCUUUAGAUGAACAUCAUCUUUCUGAGAAUUUCAAUUUGGUUCAAGCGUUGCAAGUAGAUAAAGAAAAAUUUCCCGAAAUAUCUUCUGAGGGAAGAUUUGCUCUGCAACACAAUUUUGGGAGUGAUGAUUCCGGUAAGUACGAUGCAAGUGCUUCUUAUAGAGCUGGCCAAGAAACUGGCGUGGCUACUAGUACUACGGGCGCAAAUAAUAGUUUAGAUGGAUUUGUUAAGACAUUGAAGGAGAUCGCGAAAUUAAAUAAAAUUGUUUCCUCCACUUGGAAUCCAUUGGAUGCAUCUAUACUUGCAUAUGGUGAAAGGGAUUCAGUUGCGAAGUUGGCCAAAAUAAUAGAGACUGAUCCGGAGAGAGAGACACAUUGGGAAGUUACAGUCAUAGCCGAACUAAGACAUCCCUUUGCUUUGAGUGCAAGCAGCGGUAAGACCACAAACCAAGUCACAUGCCUUGCUUGGUCGCACGAUGGUAAUUCAAUUGUAACAGGCGUAGAAAACGGUGAACUACGAUUAUGGAAUAAAGUUGGUGCCCUUCAGAACGUUUUAAAUUUCCAUAGAACCCCCAUAGUCUCCAUAAAAUGGAACAAGGAUGGAACACAUUUCAUUUCCAUGGAUGUGGAAAAUGUCACUAUACUUUGGAGUGUUUUGAGCGGCACCGUUAUGCAACAUUUUGAGUUGAAGGAAAGUAGUAGUCAUUCGACCAAUGCUGAGGAUUCGAACAGCAAUAGCGAGGACUCACUUGGUGUCGAUGUCGAAUGGGUGGAUGAUGACAAAUUUGUUAUUCCUGGGCCUAAGGGUGCUAUCUUCGUAUAUCAAAUAACAGAAAAGGCACCUAUCGGUAAAUUAAUAGGACAUCAUGGGUCUAUCAGCGUUUUAAACUUUAAUAACGUCAAUAAACUCCUGCUAAGCGCAUCAGAUGAUGGUACCCUAAGAAUAUGGCAUGGCGGAAACGGAAAUUCUCAAAAUUGCUUCUAUGGGCAUUCGCAAAGCAUAAUAUCGGCGUCAUGGGUGAGCGAUGACAGGGUUAUAUCAUGUUCAAUGGAUGGAUCCGUUCGCCUAUGGUCGUUGAGGGAUAAUAUGCUUUUAGCACUAUCGAUCAUGGAUGGUAUCCCCAUUUUUGUUGGACGACUAUCACAAGAUAAAGAAAAAUACGCAGUCGCGUAUAUGGAUGGACAAGUAAACAUCUACGACUUAAAAAAACUGGGCAGCAAACUACCGAAUCUCAAGCAGCAAUCAAUGUUUAGCAGUAACUGCAGCAGCAUUACAAUUCCACAACCAAUUCCGCUCUACGCUAGCUAUCAAAGUAGUCAAGACAACAAUUACGUGUUUGAUCUGUCGUGGAACCGGACGGGAGACAAGAUUUCCAUAGCGUACUCGCUUGAUGAGGGUUCGAUUGUAGCCAUAUAA
Messenger RNA from Saccharomyces kudriavzevii IFO 1802, 1638 nucleotides. RefSeq names its product Sif2p (gene SIF2). Gene Ontology annotation, cellular component: Set3 complex. The coding region runs from base 1 to 1638 and encodes 545 amino acids. Gene Ontology annotation, biological process: regulation of transcription by RNA polymerase II. Gene Ontology annotation, molecular function: protein binding; transcription corepressor activity. NCBI's taxonomy places the organism in Eukaryota, Fungi, Ascomycota, Saccharomycetes, Saccharomycetales, Saccharomycetaceae. The transcript has a single exon. The record is from RefSeq and is a predicted model, not a curated record.